Messenger RNA from Vicia faba (fava bean), 312 nucleotides. The record is from the annotation of a GenBank genome assembly. Lineage: Eukaryota; Viridiplantae; Streptophyta; Magnoliopsida; Fabales; Fabaceae.
AUGGCGCGACCGAUUGAAGCUGUGAAAGACAUCAACGACUCAAAAGAUUUGUGGAAGAUUGCUGUUCGUUGUAAACAUAUGUGGACUGUGACAAGUUCAUCCAACAAACAACACUUGGAACUCAUUUUGGUUGAUUCAAAUCUGGAUAUGAUUCAAGCCAUUGUCCCACCGCCUUUGGUGAAAACAGAAUUACCAGACAUUCCUGUAAAUUUUUUAAACAUUAUUGGGUUGGACACCAUUGUUGAUGAAAAGUUUCAGUCUAAUUUGUUGGUUGAUGUUGUUGGAGGAGUUACUGAGAUUGUGCAAACUUAA